GGUGAGGCGAGGCGGCGGCUCGCGCCCGCCGUAACCGCUCCCCAUCCCGCCCGCUGGUGCCGCCCUCAGCAUGGCGACACGGUAGAGGAGCGGCUGCGCCGGGGCGACCGCCCCCUCCCGCCUCCUCGGCACGGGCACGGCGCGCCGCGGGCGAGCGAGCGGCCUCGGCGGCGCUGCUGCCGCCGGUGCCCCGCACAGGGCUGAGCGGCGGCGGACGAGGAGGAGGAUGGCGGCAGCGGUUGCGGCGGCGGCGGGCACAGCAGCAGCAGGAGCAGCAGCAGCAGCGGCGGCGGGGCCGAGCGGCCGCGCGGCGGGAGCCAGCACCGUCCCGAGCAGCUCAUGGUGGCGCCUCAGACCCGCCAGCAGCGGCCGCGCCGGGGCCGCCAGCUGAGCCGGAUCCCGGCGGGCGGCUCUCCCCUCUCCACACCGACCCACCGAGCGAUCCGUCCCCCUCCCCCGACGCUCCCUCUCCCCUCUCCCCGGCGCGACCCGCGCCUCAGAUCGCCCCCGCCGGGGCCGGACUGUCACCACCCCCGGGCGCCGCGGGGAAGGCGGCGGCGAAGGGCACCGGGCAGCGCCAGGCGGCGGCGGGACCAUGGGCGCGAAGCAGAGCAGCCCCACCGCCGCCAAUGGCCGCACUCGGGCGUACUCGGGCGGGGAUCUGCCUUCCUCGAGCAGCAGCAGCAGCGGCGGCGGCGCAACCCGGAGCAGGUCCCUGGGGGGGGCCACCGCCUCCGGGGCCCGGGCGGCGCAGUCCGCCUUCAACAUCCCCCACAGCAGCGGCCCCUACGGCUCGCAGGACUCGGUCAGCAGCACCCCGGAGGAGGGCGGCCGGGAGCGGCCCGCGGGGGGCGGCRGCGGCGGCAGCUCCUCCGGCGGGCCCCGGCUAGUGAUCGGCUCGCUGCCCGCGCACCUCUCGCCGCACCUGUUCGGAGGAUUCAAGUGCCCUGUAUGUUCAAAAUUUGUAUCUUCUGACGAAAUGGAUUUACAUCUUGUGAUGUGUUUGACAAAACCAAGGAUAACCUACAAUGAGGAUGUGCUGAGUAAAGAUGCUGGGGAGUGUGCAAUAUGCCUGGAAGAGCUGCAGCAAGGAGAUACUAUAGCACGGCUGCCUUGCCUCUGCAUAUAUCAUAAAGGCUGCAUAGAYGAAUGGUUUGAAGUAAAUAGAUCUUGCCCAGAGCAUCCAUCAGAUUAAGASAAGAUUCAUAUUUUUAGCUGCUUCCACUGAUCAGAAAACAUAGGAGAUGUGAGGUUCCCUUGCUGAACACAGCGUGCCUGGCUUGAUACUUACAGUUCUUUGUGGCUGAAAAAGGCAAAGAUGGACAGUGACACAGAGAAAGCAUYGCAGACACCAUUACUUGCCAGUAGUGCUCGGUAUACCAAACACUCAUGCAAAGGACACACAGGGAUUUUGAAAAUGCUGCACAUCCUGUAACAAUCGACUCCCCACAGACAUUACUGACACUAUUUUGUAUCGAAGGCCAAAGUUCCUAAUUUCAGCCUAACUUCUGGUUCUGUGAAGAAGCRAGUUAUUGGACGUGUUUCCUACUGCCUCCAGUGGAAGCGGAGACGUUCGAUACGUGCUGUCUGAGACCCUUGCAAGAGGACGGCCCCAGAUUUGAGUGGGAACGUUUUCACCUUCUCGUUUGCUGAAGAACAGUAAAUGGCAAACUAAAUAAAAUCUAACAGUGUGACCUUAAUUUACUGAAUUCACACCCUGUUUUACGUUCUUCACUUUUUUCAAGAACAGAAAACAUAAACCACUCUGCGUAGGAAUACUGUAUUUCAAAGUUUUGUAACUAAACCUUUGUCACAAUGCAGUCCAAAGAGUAAAAACAAGACAGGUAACUAAUUUAUACUGAUCAAGCUAUAGAGAUUGUUGAAAUCUGCACAUUGUAUUGCUAUUUAAGUAACUAAAAUGUCUCUUUUACUGCUUGUGAGUAAAAACAACAGAAAAAAAUGCAGCAGAGCAAAAUCUUACAGCUAUGCAACUUUUUUUAAAAUAGGAAAAAGAAAAGAAUUACCAAUUUUAAGUGCUGCCAGUUAAGGUAAUUUGUUUAACGGGUAUUUUUUUAAAGAUGUUUCAGGUAAUUAUUUUAUUGUACUACUCUCAUCUCCAGGCUGCCUCCUGAGGUGUAAAUGAAUAACUGCAAAUGUAGGCACAGCGAGAGGUUUUUAUAGGCAUGGGCAAGAUAACAUCGAGGUGGGAUUUGUGUUUAUUUUUUUCGAACAUGCGCAAGUUCAUGUUUCCUUGUUUGAAUGGUUUUGGUGGCAGGAUCUGUAGUACUUUGCAUCUAAACCUUUGGUGUCUUCAUGUGGAGACCAGCAUUUGACAGUAUGAGUUUUUGUUUUGUUUGGGCUUUUUCUUUCCUUUGUUUUUUUUAAAGCAUCUGCAUUUGUUUAAUUUAUUAUUAUUUUUCUGUAUUAUAUUUGUAUAACCAGAGCUCCACAAAACACAGGAUGUCUCUGGGUGGGUACACCAAGUAAAACUGUGGAUAAAUGUUAGUUCCCACAAAGUAUCACAGUUAAAAUAAAUAAUUUUUUUWAAAAGACAGGGGRAAAAAAGAAGACAAUGAACUGGAACAGAUAUCAGGGUUUAGAAGCAUACUUUUUGUAUCAAGAAUUAAUCAUAGUAGUUUCUGAAUUUCACAACACAGGGAAGAGUUUAUGAAUAUUCAUUAGCAACAGCAUUCUUCGUAAGUUUCAAUAGUUAUAAUAAGUUGCACAACACUUCAAAUGUUUUUCUUGUACAUAAAUAAUUCUGGUUUUCUUUUUUUGUUUGUUUUGUUUUGUUUAAGUACACAUUUCUCUCUGUUGCUGCUGUGAUUCAUAUCAAAAAGGGCAAAGAACAGGAGCAACUGCUGCUAUCUGGAGAACAAGUGCAGUGCAUGUUCCUAAACUCUCCCAUCUUGCUUGAAGAGCAGUUCUUCCUUGGAUAACGUUUUCUCCUGAAUGUUGCUCUGUAAAAUGCCUUUGUUACGCUGCAAAUCUAAAGGAGUCCAAACUAGAUAAUUGUUGUAAUUGCCARUGCGGUUUCUACACUUUUGGGCUUGCAUCAUUGGUUUCAGCUGAAUCUGUAACUAUGGGACCCUGUUGAAUUCUCUUUUUCAGUGGAGCAGAAUCAUUUUGUCACACGUCCGAUUCUGUAGUCACAUCAAAUGUACAGUCAUUCCCUGUACAGAGUCCUUUUUCAAUGAGAACAUUUGUGUUGCCUUGUAUUACCUUGGGGGAGGGAGGGAGGGGAUGAGAAAUUACAGCACCUGUAAUGCUCAAAUAUUGGUGUUGCCUGCAGGCCCACUUUUCCAAUGUUUUAAACCCCUGAUAUCUUCUGAAAGUACARCUUUUCCAUUCGCUUUGAUUUAAUGUUUACUGUUGGCUCCAUGCCUACAGAAACUCACCUGUAGUAAUGUCAAGGGGGUAGGUCAGUGUUUUGAUGUCCUGUCUCCAAAGUCAGAGAGAGCCUUUGGCUUGGGGGUUAAGUUGGUAAAUAUUACAAACAUAAAUCUGUUUGCAACUUGAACUCAGUUUUGGUAGUUGUUACUUCUAGUUCACUCACUGUUUCCUCAAAAACCCUAAUUUUCUGUAUUCAGAUGGAAGUAGCUGAUUUAAAGACCCAGCAGUUAGGACUGUUGUCCCAUGUUUAGGAAAAAUGUUGGAAAAGCACGUCACUAGCCAUUGCACUGGUGAUGUUUUUGCAGGCACGRGUCCAUCGCUGCUUCCAUAAGCACAAUAGAGCAGCAAUUCCUUGGAUUAUUUGAGGAACUGAAACAAGGUCAGCAUUUAGUUUCUUGGUAUCCAUAAAUCUCUUCUGAAAGACUAUGGAAGGUUUUCUUGUAUUGAAAUCUGUAAUGUAGACCAAGCCCGGAAUGACCCUGGAAGCAUGAGAGCAAUGUUUGGGUUUGAAAACAUGUGUGAAAACUCACCCAGGUAAGCUUUCUGUCACCAUCAGCUGGUGAUGACCAUGCUGUAGGCACAGCUCUAGUCACAGACAACACCUUCAUUUGGAAUUUGUCCUCACAGGGAUGCCAACUCAUUGUGCUUCAGAAGGGAAAAAUAAACACCAAACAAGUCCUGUGUCUCAAUCAAGGAGCACCACACUUGUCCACAAGAAGCAAUAACUUAAAUUUCGGUGCGAUAUGCUUCUUUGCCUGUAAAUAUCUUGAGAUUGCCAAUUCUGUGCUGUUUCAGAGUAUUUUUUGUCAUCUUCCCUAAGUAUGUAAAGGUGUGAAAUAAUUCCCAUACUCAGGUCUGCCAUAAACAUGCUGCUUGCCAGCGGGGGAAGAGUAGAUUUGACACUGUCUUGAAAUGUGAGAUUUUUCUGAACUUGUAACAUACCUAUGUCUCUUCAGUAGCAACUCGUGUUUUGAAGUUCAUUGUGGAGGUGGCUGUGAGUUGGAUUGUAUAUAACCAUACCCCGUACAGUACCAAGAGAUCAACACUGCUGUCGGCACAGGGCACCCUUUGUGCUGGCUCUUACAAGUCAGUAUAUCUAUAAUAAUGCUUCCCUUUGCAAGGAGGUAGCUCAUUUUCUUUCAGUGUGUACAUUUGACAAUGAGUUCAGUGGGAUGUAAAAGCAAAAAUAUGAAGCACACCACAAAUUAUUGGCAUUUUAUUUUUGGGAGGGAUAAAGCCGAAAACAGAUGGUCUUAUUUGUAGUCAAGUUAGCUGUCAUAAUAGAGGGUAAGCGUACCGAGGUAUUUUGAAAUGGAAAACAUGUAGGCGACGUACAAAAACGUGGGUGGAUACUUGUGACCUUGGGUUUUUCCCUGCUUCCCCCCUUAUGACUGAAUCUCAAGAUUUAUACAUUUAUCCURCUACUUAAUGUUAGGAGCACUGGCUUUUUAAUUAAGCUUUUGCUGAAAGGCUGGAGAGCUGGUAAAAUGGACUCCCAGGAGACUGAAAUCUCAGCAAAUAUGGGAAAGAUAAUUUUUAUUCAGAAAUGUGGAUCUUWGGUGUUUCUUUGGAGGGAUAUGUCUGAUUCAUGAGAUAUGCUUAAGAAUGCUUUUAGUGUGCCACCUUUCCUGUGUGAGGGCUUUAGAAACUUGCUUAAUUUYUUUUGUGUUCCACCAAAAGGAAGGAACUUGGCACCCGAAUGUUACUGUUCUCUCUUCGUAAAUGGUGGUAAAACUAUGUUGGUUUUGAUACAGGCAGUGUUCUCUCUGAGUUUCUGUGGCUUUUAGCCACUUUCCCAUAUUGAAAGAGAGUAUUUUGUGCAGAUUUGGUAUUGCUGUGUUCCACGUACAAAUUCUGCUGUGCAGUUGGGAGUUUCCUGCUGAGAGACUACCACAGGCAGACUCUGUGGUUGUGUAGAAGUGCUGCUCUGGGAUUUUCCAUCUCACCUUUGCUGGUGGAGGAUUAUUUCUUUUUUUGAUGAGUGCUAUAUUUGAUGAUUCACUUUCCACCCUUCCAAGCUUAGGAGUCAUUUUAGGAUCAAUUUCUUCUCCUCUGAAGACAUGAUAUAUGUUAGGCCAUAUUCCCAUAAGGAUAGGCUUUUCAUUGGCAUCAGCAAAAGUGAUGUAAGAGGCAACUGGAAGAGAUUGGUUUCCUACAAUCCAGCCAAACAUGACUUUUUUCCUGAAGCUCCUAGCACUUAAUUUUUUGUCAUUCAAAACACUUUGCGUGAAGAAUUCAUGACAGAAAUACAUCCAGGAUUUGUUUCCUGAAUGGAAAAUUUGUGAUGUUUCUCUUUUUCCACAUAAGUUAACCUGCUUCUAAUAUCAAGUUGGAGGUGUUCUAGCCUGUUGGAGGUUAAAAAAAAAAAACAAACAAACCCAACCCAGUCUUUACUCUCAAAUUACAUUUGGCUAUCUUACUCCACAGUCAUAGGAUGGGUUCCCAAGCUGUGUGUGUUCUGUAAAGUCAUUUCUCAAGUAGUACAUCAGAGCUGAUGAUAGGAUAAGCUGUAAAAUGACCUCACUAUGGGGCAUUAUUAGCCGUUGAAGAAUUGCUCAGGUAGACCACUGUAGGAAUAUCCUGCACCUGCAAAAGGCUGGACUUGGUUCUGUCUUACAUCUAAUAAGUCACCAGUAUACAAGAACUAGAAGGCAGACAGCCCACUCACUGAUCUUUCUGGCAGCUUUUAAUCUAUCUGUGUUUGUUUGAGAGACUUUUGCCCUUGGGUGUGCUUUGGCAAAGAUUUUGCAAUGAUAAAUAGGAUUUGCUCGAUUUUGGCAGAGUUUCAAGUGUAAGUUACCCGACAUUACAAGAACAUAAUCUGUUGCUGAAUCCUGUUCUUGUUUUCCCUCAAAUCUGUCCCUUUUAUUGCUAAUUCGUUAUAUUUGAUAGUAAACACUUCUCAACAUGACUGGUCACAAGCUUUCAAGGUGUGAAAUGCUAAGAGGAAGAGACAUCAAAGCUUGAUUUUGUGCUCUUUUAUAUAUAAAGAUGAGGCUGGAAUAUUCAUUACCAUACAGUGAAGAAUUCUCCCCUAGCUGGUAUUGCCAAAGCACUAUAACUUUCAUGGAAGAAGGGAGGUGGCUUAGCUCUAGAGGGAAUGCUUUAAUGAACUAYUUAAGAACUACUGGUAACAAAUUUUAAGAGCUGCAGUGUGCACUGAAUGAGUGGUGAUCAGCGUUAACCUUAUCCCUUGAUCUCAUUCUGGCUCUUCCUAACCCUUUGGCAGAUAGCUGCUGGUGGGGAGCAGAGUGUGUAUUUUUUUUUUUUAUGCCUCUUCCUACAGAGCUAACCUUGCCCACAGUGAGUUAGAGGGAAGUCCAUGCUAACUUCUGAAAUGCCAUCUGUUCGUGCAGUGGUAAUGGAAAGAUACCUUCCAUCAUUACCCGGAGCAGAAAUUGGAAUGUAAUUUGCAAUGUCUAAUGUAAAUGUAAAAACAUAUUUGUUUGUUUUGUUGUUUUGGUUUAUUUUUUUUUAAUUGAGCAAUAUGAUUGCAAGUUGACUUAAGUUGUUCUGAGGUACUCUUUUCAGUGGUUUGCCAGUACAUAAUCACGAAUGAAAAUAUUUUUUUAUUGAUUUUUAGGUUGUAUGUUUAACAUUCCAUUCAUGUAAAAUAUGUACAAAUAUAUGUAAUAAAUCUUUUGAAGCACAGUUUUCCUCACACUUCCAGGUGAU
Malurus melanocephalus (red-backed fairy wren) is the source of this 7068-nucleotide messenger RNA. RefSeq names its product zinc and ring finger 2 (gene ZNRF2). The coding region runs from base 596 to 1195 and encodes 199 amino acids. The transcript is spliced from 6 exons. The record is from RefSeq and is a predicted model, not a curated record. NCBI's taxonomy places the organism in Eukaryota, Metazoa, Chordata, Aves, Passeriformes, Maluridae.